Molecule: messenger RNA, 909 nt
Organism: Auxenochlorella protothecoides
Lineage: Eukaryota; Viridiplantae; Chlorophyta; Trebouxiophyceae; Chlorellales; Chlorellaceae
Exons: 6
Coding region: 1-909 (302 amino acids)
Source: RefSeq, a predicted model, not a curated record
AUGGCCAACCAUUUGAAGCUUUCCAGCUUCUACGGGUCCAAUAUCGCCCGGCCGUACAUUGUGUUCGACCCACAGGGUGCAGAGGUCUCGGCACGGGUCGACCGACCCCGUGUCAACGACGCCCUUAUCGCCUGGGGGAGCAAGGUUCCGGUCAGUGCCGGGGGCCUCCUUGAGAAACCCCGCUGGGAGGGAGAGGAGCCUCCAACCCUGGUCAAGCCCUUGAAUGACUUCCAGCUCUUCAUCAAGGUGCACUCGGUGGAGAAGAGGUUGGACAUCCUGGCUGUAAAUUCCCAUCUGAUGGUCGAGCCAGACCAGCCGGCCUUCAUGGCAAGCGCAGCCGUUUUUUGGAAAGAGCGGCUGAAUGAGGAGGAGCGCCAGGCUUACCAGACCCGUGCCCGAGAGAUGCGGGCGCAGUACAAGACUGACCUGGCAGCUCUGGAGCAGAGUAAUCCUCGAUACAAGACUUUCAGAGAGCACUUGAAGCGCUACAAGCAGUCUGUGUCCGGCAUCGUCAGCGCGGCGAGGGAGCAGGCAGGCCCGCUGUGGAAGGUGCAACGCCGGCUGAUGGGCAAGGGGAGGUACUCCAAGAUGGGGGAACCGGCGGCGAGGUGGGCGUCGCCGGCGCGGGUGAACAGGCGCGCCGGCACCGACGGGCCCCCAGCCAGCACGACGCGCUCCGCCUCCCCUAGCACCGACUCCGACUCCGACUCUGACUCCGACGGCAAAAGCGAGCUUGAGGCCUCGAUCCCCGCCACAAACGCGGCACGCCCUCGCUGUGCCACCCGCGCUCCCGACGGCGGGCAGGCCUCGAGGGAGUCCCAGCAGCAGGCAGACCCGGCGGCGGCCCUCAACCUGCAGGACCUCGACCUUGCCUCGCCCGCCAAGCGCUCGCGCCGUGUCCGUCCCUGA